Carcharodon carcharias (great white shark) is the source of this 4002-nucleotide messenger RNA. It is a transcript of the gene fzr1a, whose product is annotated as fizzy/cell division cycle 20 related 1a. NCBI's taxonomy places the organism in Eukaryota, Metazoa, Chordata, Chondrichthyes, Lamniformes, Lamnidae. Bases 208 to 1689 code for a protein of 493 amino acids. Gene Ontology annotation, cellular component: anaphase-promoting complex. The transcript is spliced from 14 exons. Gene Ontology annotation, biological process: anaphase-promoting complex-dependent catabolic process; positive regulation of ubiquitin protein ligase activity; positive regulation of anaphase-promoting complex-dependent catabolic process. The record is from RefSeq and is a predicted model, not a curated record. Gene Ontology annotation, molecular function: ubiquitin ligase activator activity; protein binding; anaphase-promoting complex binding.
GUGGGGUGGCGUGGAGGGGUUUGGCUGGAUGAGCGGUUCAAGUCGGAGCGGAGGGCACAGCGGGUGGAGAACGUUUCAAUGAGAAGCUCUGACACGGGCAGCAUGUGAGGGCCCGUCCGCCAGCCUUUUGGUCGGGAUUCCUCAGCAGACGGUCCGAGGCUGCAGAACUAAUUCCUGAUUAAGCCUCAAAGUUCAAUUCGCCUAACUAUGGAUCAAGACUAUGAACGACGACUUUUACGACAAAUUAAUGUUCAGAAUGAAAACAUGGUCCCUUGUAUAUCAGAAGUUAGAAGAACAUUAACACCUUCGAAUUCACCAGUGUCAUCACCAAGUAAAAGUGGAGACCGGUUUAUUCCUUCAAGAGCAGCAGCAAACUGGAGCAUAAACUUUCAUAGAAUUAAUGAAAAUGAAAAGUCACCCAGUCAAAACAGAAAAGCAAAGGAUGCAACCUCCGACAAUGGCAAAGAUGGACUUGCUUAUUCUGCAUUACUUAAAAAUGAGCUGCUUGGAGCAGGCAUUGAAAAAGUUCAAGACCCUCAAACCGAAGAUAGAAGAUUACAGCCUUCAACGCCUGAAAAAAAAAGUUUAUUCAAGUAUUCACUCAGCACUAAGCGUGCAAGCCCUGAUGAUGGAAAUGACAUUUCACCUUACUCCUUAUCCCCUGUUAGCAAUAAAAGCCAAAAAUUGUUGCGGUCACCAAGAAAGCCUACUCGCAAAAUCUCGAAGAUUCCAUUUAAAGUACUUGAUGCACCUGAACUUCAGGACGACUUUUACUUAAACCUAGUGGACUGGUCUUCUCUAAAUGUAUUAAGUGUUGGACUUGGCACUUGUGUGUAUCUUUGGAGUGCUUGUACUAGCCAGGUGAUCAGACUGUGUGACCUUUCUAUAGAUGGAGAUUCUGUUACAUCGGUUGGCUGGUCAGAAAGAGGAAAUUUGGUAGCAGUUGGGACACACAAAGGAUAUGUUCAGAUCUGGGAUACAGCUGCUGGGAAGAAAUUAUCCACACUUGAAGGGCACUCUGCUAGAGUGGGGGCUCUUGCAUGGAAUGCUGAUCAGCUGUCAUCAGGAAGUAGAGACCGUCUUAUUCUUCAGAGAGAUAUCCGUACCCCACCAUUGCAAUCAGAGCGACGACUUCAAGGUCACAGACAGGAAGUUUGUGGUUUGAAAUGGUCGACAGAUCACCAGCUUCUGGCCUCUGGCGGAAAUGAUAACAAGCUUCUGGUGUGGAACAACUCCAGUUCAGGACCAGUACAGCAGUAUACAGAGCAUCUUGCAGCAGUGAAAGCUAUUGCCUGGUCCCCCCAUCAGCAUGGCCUCCUUGCAUCAGGUGGUGGAACUGCUGACCGGUGCAUCCGUUUCUGGAAUACUCUUACAUCUCAACCUUUACAGUGCAUUGAUACGGGUUCCCAGGUGUGCAACCUUGCUUGGUCCAAACAUGCAAAUGAACUAGUGAGUACUCAUGGAUAUUCACAAAAUCAAAUCCUAGUGUGGAAGUAUCCAUCAUUAACACAAGUAGCCAAACUGACUGGACAUUCAUACAGAGUGCUAUACUUGGCAAUGUCACCAGAUGGAGAAGCCAUAGUAACUGGAGCUGGAGACGAAACACUCCGAUUCUGGAAUGUUUUUAGUAAAACUCGUUCAACUAAGGAAUCCAUAUCUGUGCUGAAUCUCUUUACAAGGAUACGAUGAUGAUUGAGGAAAUAGUGCAUUAAAUAGGGAACAUGGCAAUUAUCCCAUAAAUAUACAAGAAACUUUCAUCAUGCUGGUACUGAUUUUUUUUUCAUUUGGAUGGACCUUAGAAAGAAGACACUUUGAAGGAUUUUGCUGCUCAUUCCAAACAGCUUGAAUUUUUAAAAGUAUGUUUUCAAUUAUGUUUGUUUACAAAGAAUUGUUUGAAAAGAUUGCCAAAGGUUUUGAAUUAAGGUCUAGUUAAGUGCAGAUGUUCUAAUUUUCUUGUACAGUUCAUAUAAAAAGCCAGCUUCUUUACACUGUCAGAUAAAAAUGGAAAUGUCAAGAGAUAUGUGAAGCACGUUUUAUUUAGUGCUACCUGUAAAUAUUUUUCCGUUCGUAUUGGAAAAUGUACAUUGAAUAUAAAGCUCUAGAAAUGCAGUGAGAAUGCUAAACAAAGCUUGAUUAUGGAGUUAAGCAUAAUGUUUUAAAAAAACCUGAAUAACAGGCUUUCCUGUGUGCCUAUAUAUAUAUUUUGUAACUGUAUUACGAAGAUUUUCAAAAUAUUAAGCAGGAAGAUUACUUCCAUUAAGUAUUUUGUUGUUAAACAGUCUGGCUUCAGUAGGUUAACAUCAUGUUGAACUGCACAAAAUAGUAGUCUUAUUUUAAUUAAAAUUAUGAAUUGGCUAAAAUUCUAAUACUAGAUAUAAAAAUCCAAUGAAGCAUGAACCUCAAAUUGUAUUGGAGAGAUUAAAAUAUCUUGCUGCUUAUAAUGUUGAAAAUGCUUUUCUUUCUACCUGUACAAAUAUGGAUGGAAAAAGCACUUGAAUUUUUUAACCUUUUAGCGGCGACCAUUACUAAGACUGUUAUUUUUUGUACACCUGUUUCUGUUACUUUAUGCCAUCUGUGGUCUUUUGUUGAGCUGUAAAACUGCUUUGUGUUCUGUAAUAGUGAGUGUGUGCCUUUUCAAGUUGUUUGUAUUUGUGAAUGAACAUUCUGACGCCCAUCUGAAGUGAGUAAAGCUGUUGAAAAUGGUAAAAUGGUGUUGCGCAACGUGACUUGAAAUCUAAUAUUUGCACCUAGGAUAAUACACUGAGGUCUGCAAGUUUGCUAUGUAAAAGUAUUUUAGUACAUUUCAAAACUGGAAUUGCACAGUGAUCCUGCAAGUCAUGUGUUGUAACUAAAACUAGGAAACUCCAAAUAUAUUCACCAAAUAUUAAGGAAUAGUUUCACAAGAAUCUUUAUAUAAUACUUCAUUCAGGUCCUUUAUAAAAAUUCAUGACCUUUGCAUUAAUUAUGAAUUGGAAACUUAGAUGGGCCCUGCAGUGGAACCUUUUCAUCAUUUUCCUUGCUUUUUCAGGUUACACUAAGAGAAGACUAUGUUUUAGAGUGAGUAAUAGAAAAUGUGUCUACCUCCUGUGUUCAAAUCUACCUUUGACAGCAUAAAACAUGUCCACUUUGAUUUGAGACAUCUAAAUGUGUGGGUAUUGAUUUUGUUUCCAGUGGUCAUGCCUGUGCAGAUUAAAAUCGUUUAUAAUUUAGAAAACUUCUGGAAAGCACUUGCAGUUUAUCAGAAUAGAUGGUACAUUAGAUUGAUGAAAUGCUUCUCGGUUUGGAUUUCCACCUGUUUCAGGCAAUGUAGAGGGAACAUUACAUUACAUCUGACUUCUGAACCCUUAGAGCUGUUCAUGGACAUAAAGAUGAAUAAUGUUCCCUACCCUCUCCUUCUCUUUCAUUGUUAUUUUCCUUAUUUCUCUUGAAAAGACAGCUCCUCUAAUUAAUAAAACAGGAUCAAAACUUAACAAUAAAUGUCUGUCAUCUGUCAAGAUGAAGUCACUACACUAUAACCAAUACCAGGUAACAGUGAAAUUUUCCAGGUCAAAAUGAGAAAUACAGUUUAAAAUGGGAUGAUUACUUAACAACAACAUUGCAGGAUUUCAGUGCUGCAUGGUUGUCUCAUCUUAAAGCAUAGUGUCUCCUGGCUGGCAUGCUGAAUUUACAACAGUACAUAAAACUGUUGUAAAUGUAUGGUGUAUAAUGAGAACUGAGCAGUUUGUGUGCUAUAUAUGAUAAAUGCUUUACAACUCUGUUAGUACUGCCCUUGCCGACUAAGUAGAAUCCCAAUAUAUACCUGUUUGCUAUUUGCCAAAUUAAUUUCUGUGCAGAAUAUCCAAGAGUUAAUGACAAGUUAUGUAUUCAAAUAUUUGUAUUCAUUUAUGAGGUUUUACAAAAAGAUGUUUAACGUAUUGGAUAGUAGUAUAUAGUUAUGAUAAAAGUUAUUCAGCUAUUUAAAAACAAAACCUAAGAGGCAUUAAACAUAAAGAAGACCUUUCA